Lachancea fermentati is the source of this 1560-nucleotide messenger RNA. The record is from the annotation of a GenBank genome assembly. NCBI's taxonomy places the organism in Eukaryota, Fungi, Ascomycota, Saccharomycetes, Saccharomycetales, Saccharomycetaceae.
AUGUCAAAUUAUGUAGUGAGAAUCAAAGGUGGGUUGUUCAAAUCAUCUCUCCAGCGUUCAGCAGCACCAAUAUUUUCGAAGGCCAUUAAUUUCUUCGAAAUCUUAUCUCAUGAGAAAUGGGUGUUUUGGGGUCCCGGAAAAUCGAAGUUCAUGGAUGUUAUAGGCAACAAAUAUCUAUGCGAACCUCCACUUUCUUUGAGCUAUGGACAAACCAAAGGUUGUCUACCUAAAGUUGAGGUAGUGAAGUUUCAAGGUGUCAUGCCGACUGCGCAUCUCAGUGCGAGGUAUGAGUUUUUCAAAGACGAGUUCGAUCAAACUUGCGAGAAGUUUAUUAAAGAUAAUUCGGUGGGCUCCAAUGAAGUUGAAUAUGACGUGAAAAAGAGUGAUAGGGUAAUUGACAUGGAUCUUUAUCGCUUUCUGCUAAAAGAAUUGAAACUUGAGGAUCUCGAAAAGAGAUGGGCGAUGGGUCUUAGCAACGGUCAAAUGAGAAGAGCUCGACUGGCCCGAAGCCUAUUAAAGGAACCCGAUAUUUUAUUGGUAGACGACCUAUUUCUUGGACUGGAUCCGAGCGCUGCCAAAAUCAUAUCAGAAUUCAUGAGAGACUAUUCCAGAAGCUCAAUAGUCAUUGGCCUCCGUUUACAGGAUCACAUUCCCGAAUGGUGCACACAUAUUUGCUGCGUGAAUGAAGACGGAAUUCUUUUUCAAGGUAAACGUGAUUCUGUUGAGCAUCAUUUAAAAGAAGUUGGAAAUCAAUACUAUUCUAAACAACAAGGGAUAUCCGCUUCGCAAAGUACUAUUGACGAUCUCAUUUCAACUCACGCACUGUACAAUAUACCACGUACGAGGAUAUCUCAAAUGCCUCACUCUUUCGAACUACGCGGUCUUAAUGUUUCUUACAGAGGUGAAGACGUAAUCAAAGAUCUAUAUUGGAAAAUUCCACCGGGAAGUAAGUGGCACAUAAGAGGCGACAAUGGGACAGGAAAAUCAACACUCUUAUCAUUAUUAACAGCAGAUCAUCCUCAAUCGUGGAACUCCAGAUUAGUAGAGAAUGGUGUUCCGCGUCGAACAGGUUCCACCAAUUACUUUGAAAUCAACAGGAAAAUAGGAAUGUCAUCACCAGAACUUCACGCCACUAUAUUAAACAGGUCGGGCAAACGAUUGAAUUUGGUUGAAACUAUUGCAACGGGGUUUCAUGAAGGAACCAACAACUUUACGCCCUGUUUUGAUAAACUCAGCUAUUUUCAGAAGGAACUCAUCAUGAAAUAUGUGAAAUUUUUCGGCUUAUCCCACAUUAGCGGCAUAACGAAGCUCGAAGAUUUAUCCGUGAGUGACCAAAAACUAGUGCUAUUUAUAAGAAGUAUUAUCAAGAUGCCAGAAAUACUGAUUUUGGAUGAAGCAUUUUCGGCAAUGGAAACGGAACCGAUGAGAAAAUGCCACGCAUUACUAGAGAAGUGGCCAGGCACCGUUCUUGUUGUUUCACACAUUGAUGAGGAAACUCCAAGGUGUGAUAAUUUCAUAAAAUUAAUAAGUCCUGGUGACUAUAAGGUCGGAAAUGUUUAA